Molecule: messenger RNA, 4481 nt
Organism: Gracilinanus agilis (Agile Gracile Mouse Opossum)
Lineage: Eukaryota; Metazoa; Chordata; Mammalia; Didelphimorphia; Didelphidae
Gene: CPSF2
Product: cleavage and polyadenylation specific factor 2
Exons: 14
Coding region: 1-2349 (782 amino acids)
Biological process (GO): mRNA 3'-end processing by stem-loop binding and cleavage
Cellular component (GO): mRNA cleavage and polyadenylation specificity factor complex
Molecular function (GO): RNA binding
Source: RefSeq, a predicted model, not a curated record
AUGACAUCUAUCAUCAAACUAACUACCCUCUCAGGGGUGCAGGAAGAAUCUGCACUUUGCUAUCUACUUCAGGUUGAUGAGUUUCGAUUUUUAUUGGACUGUGGCUGGGAUGAGCACUUUUCAAUGGAUAUUAUUGAUUCCCUUAGGAAACAUGUUCACCAGGUAGAUGCAGUACUACUCUCUCACCCUGAUCCUCUUCAUCUUGGUGCCCUCCCAUAUGCUGUUGGAAAAUUGGGUUUGAAUUGCGCUAUCUAUGCAACUAUUCCAGUUUAUAAAAUGGGACAGAUGUUCAUGUAUGAUCUUUAUCAGUCUCGUCAUAAUACAGAGGAUUUUACACUCUUUACACUGGAUGAUGUGGAUGCAGCUUUUGACAAAAUACAGCAACUCAAGUUCUCACAAAUUGUGAAUCUGAAAGGCAAAGGGCAUGGUUUGUCCAUCACACCUCUGCCAGCUGGUCACAUGAUCGGAGGGACAAUAUGGAAAAUAGUCAAAGAUGGUGAAGAAGAAAUUGUUUAUGCUGUUGACUUCAACCACAAGAGGGAGAUUCACUUAAAUGGAUGUUCCCUGGAAAUGUUAAGUAGACCUUCACUGCUUAUCACAGAUUCCUUUAAUGCUACUUAUGUGCAGCCCAGACGAAAACAAAGGGAUGAACAACUACUCACAAAUGUCUUGGAAACACUUCGAGGUGAUGGAAAUGUGUUAAUAGCUGUGGACACAGCAGGCAGAGUUUUGGAACUUGCCCAACUUCUUGAUCAGAUUUGGAGGACUAAAGAUGCAGGCCUGGGUGUAUACUCAUUAGCACUCUUGAAUAAUGUCAGUUAUAAUGUAGUGGAGUUUUCUAAAUCCCAGGUAGAAUGGAUGAGUGAUAAAUUGAUGAGAUGUUUUGAAGACAAAAGAAACAACCCAUUUCAAUUUCGCCAUCUUUCUUUAUGUCAUGGUCUUUCUGAUCUGGCUCGUGUACCUAGCCCCAAAGUUGUACUUGCCAGCCAACCUGAUUUGGAAUGUGGGUUUUCAAGAGAUCUCUUUAUUCAAUGGUGCCAGGACUCUAAAAAUUCAAUCAUUCUAACUUACAGAACUACACCUGGAACAUUAGCACGUUUCCUAAUAGAUAACCCUUCUGAGAAAAUCACAGAAAUUGAGUUGAGGAAACGUGUGAAACUCGAGGGAAAAGAACUUGAAGAGUAUCUAGAAAAAGAGAAACUGAAGAAAGAAGCAGCUAAAAAACUAGAACAAUCAAAAGAAGCAGAUAUAGAUUCUAGUGAUGAGAGUGAUGUUGAAGAAGAUAUUGACCAGCCAUCAGCACACAAAACUAAGCAUGAUUUGAUGAUGAAAGGUGAAGGUAGCCGAAAAGGAAGUUUCUUCAAACAGGCUAAAAAGUCUUAUCCUAUGUUUCCUGCCCCAGAAGAAAGAAUUAAAUGGGAUGAGUAUGGAGAGAUUAUCAAACCAGAAGAUUUCUUAGUGCCUGAGCUUCAAGCCACUGAAGAAGAAAAAAGCAAAUUAGAGUCUGGCUUGACAAAUGGAGAUGAACCCAUGGAUCAAGAUUUAUCAGAUGUUCCUACCAAAUGCAUUUCUGCAACAGAAUCAAUUGAAAUCAAAGCCAGAGUUACUUAUAUAGACUAUGAAGGACGUUCAGAUGGUGACUCCAUUAAAAAAAUAAUUAAUCAGAUGAAACCACGGCAGUUGAUCAUAGUCCAUGGGCCACCAGAAGCGAGUCAAGACCUAGCAGAAUGUUGCCGAGCUUUUGGUGGAAAAGAUAUUAAAGUGUAUAUGCCAAAGCUACAUGAAACAGUAGAUGCUACCAGUGAAACUCAUAUCUAUCAGGUGAGAUUAAAAGAUUCACUUGUCAGCUCUCUUCAGUUCUGUAAAGCAAAAGAUGCUGAACUAGCUUGGAUAGAUGGUGUCCUAGACAUGCGAGUAUCCAAAGUAGACACAGGUGUUAUUUUAGAGGAAGGAGAACUGAAGGAUGAUGGAGAAGACUCAGAGAUGCAAGUGGAUACUCCUUCAGAUGCUAGUGUCAUUGCACAACAAAAAGCUAUGAAGAGUCUCUUUGGAGAUGACGAUAAAGAAACAGGGGAAGAGAGUGAAAUUAUUCCCACUUUGGAACCUUUGCCACCUCAUGAGGUUCCUGGACACCAAUCGGUGUUUAUGAAUGAACCAAGACUAUCUGAUUUUAAACAAGUUCUUUUACGAGAAGGAAUCCAAGCUGAGUUUGUAGGAGGUGUUCUUGUUUGCAACAAUCUAGUAGCUGUCCGUAGAACUGAAACUGGACGCAUUGGACUAGAAGGCUGCCUGUGCCAGGACUUUUAUAGGAUAAGAGACCUUUUAUAUGAACAGUAUGCUAUUGUGUAGAGGACCUGUUGUCCAGAUGAAUCUGUUUCCCCUUUCUAAGGGAAAAAAAAGGAGGGGUUCUUACUUUUUUUUGUUGUUUUCCUUUGUUCUGUAAUUUUAUACAGAGAGAACCAGUUGGGAAGAUAACAUUUUAAGCCCAAGAAAUUAUACUAAAAAAAGUGAAUAAUGCAGAACAUUUUGCUUAGUAGAUUUUGGACAUUCCACCUUUUUUGAUUUUCAAAUUGAUAAAUACCAUAACUUUGGCAAUACAGGCCCAGUAAUUGUUGUUGGUUUUCUUUAUAGACAGACCUUCUUUUCUAAGCUGGUGUUAUUUGAUUACAACAGUAAAAAUAGGUAAACAAGUUCUUGGUUUCAGAGGGCAUAAGUAAAAACCAUUUUUUUACAGAGUUUAGGCAAAAUCAGUUUUCUUUGUAUUAUUUUUAGGAAUGGAAAAAAUUGAGGGAUUUUGAAAUUAGGAAAGAACUACUCAAAGGGUAAAAAAUGGACUUUUAUAGGUUAUCUAUUUAAAUAAUCACAACAACCUUGUUAUUGUACAUAUACUCUUCCUCUGAACUCAUUUUCACAUCACACUUUCUCAGUUCCUGUGUUUCAAAGUGAUAAUUACUUUUACUGAGGCAAAAAUCAGUUUUUCUUUCUGUUUUUAGUCCUUUUUUUAAGCCUAAAAUAUAAUUUUGUCAUUUGAAUACAAAUAGUUCAAAUGAGCUAUUUGGUAUGUUGGACAUUCUAAUUUUAAUGUUAUAUGAAAGAAACAAACAUUGAACAUUUUUUUUAAACAAAGUAAUACUAUGGUUUUAAAAGUAUGUAUUUUUAUCUCUUAGACCUGCAUGCUUCUCUGAUCCUCAAGCAUGUGGACUUCACAUGUGUCAGCACCAAAAUGCUACCUAGGAAACAAAGUAAACUACCCACAAAACCAUAACUUUUUUGUGUUUUAUAACUCUUGUGUUAGCCACAAGAUAACCAAAAGGAAAUGCACUGUACUUAGUUUACACUGAAUUCAAAUCGUCUCAUUAAAGAAAAACCUUGUAAUCCAAUGAGUUUUUGUAGGAAGUGACAUAAUUGUGACAGGCUGGCAUUUACUUCAUCAGUUCAAGUUUCAAAUUUUAUUCCUUAAACUUGGCACUUUAGAUUGAUGGGUUUCUCUUAAAAUAAAAUUGAUCAGUUUCAUUUUCAAUUAUUUAUAGAGCUACUGAAGAUUCUUACUGCUAAUAUAAAGGCAACUAUAGUAUUUAUGAUUCAGACAAACUGUAUUACUAAUAUUAGUAAACACACACAAUUGAAUACUUUUAGUACUUUAAACAAAAAUCUUACAUAAGAUUUUACUACAAAACAGUAAUAGCAGAACUUUUUGUUGUGGUUAAAGCAGCUGAUAGUUUUAUCUUUCAUGUUAGUACUGAAAACUUUUUCUUUUUUUGUUUCUUGCCUAAUUUUUUUUACAUUCCAUGAGUAUAGAUUUCAUUUAAAAUGCUGCUAAAAGCUGUUGUGCAAACAAAUAUCAUUGCAAGAUUAGUAUUUUUUACCUGUUAUUGCCUGGCAGGGUUAAUAAAAUUUCUAAAAAGAAGAUUUCAUUUGCAUUUCCAUAGAAUUUUAUUCUCAAUCAUUAACCCAAAUAAAUUGUAGUUGUAAAACACAUACACACAUACAUAUACUUGGAGACUCAUAUAUUUGGUCUAGGCCUAUGAUUUCAUUUGAUAUAGAGAACUACCUGUGUGAAAACUUCAUCCACCAAACUCUAUCACUAGUAAUCUUCACUGAUGACUGAGACAUACAGAGGUACUUGCCCAUGGUCUCACAGUUAGUAUGUAUCAGAGGCAGAAUUUAAACUCAUAUUUUCCUCAUUCUACAGCCAACUGGCUACCCACUGUGAUAUAUUGCCUCUAAAACCAAAAAUAUAAGUAAUUUGGGGGUAGCUUAAAUUGUUUGUAGUAAACUCAGAGAAACUGUCAAAAUUAUUGUGUUAUAUGCACAAUUCCUGCAUUGUGUUCAUUGUACCUUUGCAAGAAGUAGGCCAAAACUGGGUUUUAUUUUGUUGCACAGAGGUGGCUAUUGUAUUUGCUGUAAUGAGUUUUCACUUUUACUGGAUUGAGCACAUUAUAAAGAAAAUUUCUGUAAAAUAAAGUUAUUUCCAUAUCCUA